Molossus molossus (Pallas's mastiff bat) is the source of this 2481-nucleotide messenger RNA. RefSeq names its product solute carrier family 1 member 5 (gene SLC1A5). Gene Ontology annotation, molecular function: neutral L-amino acid transmembrane transporter activity; symporter activity; L-aspartate transmembrane transporter activity. The coding region runs from base 23 to 1636 and encodes 537 amino acids. The record is from RefSeq and is a predicted model, not a curated record. Gene Ontology annotation, cellular component: plasma membrane. Lineage: Eukaryota; Metazoa; Chordata; Mammalia; Chiroptera; Molossidae. Gene Ontology annotation, biological process: L-aspartate import across plasma membrane. The transcript is spliced from 8 exons.
AAGGAACCCCGGGUCGUUCAUCAUGGUGGCCGACCCGCCCAAGGGAGACCCCAAGGGGCUGGCUGCGGCGGAGCCCAUUGUGAGGGGUGUCCCAGCGUUGGUCCCCAAGGAGGACCCAGACGCGGCAGGAGGCAGCAGCUCCUGGGGCCGGGUGCGCCGCUGCCUUCGCGCCAACCUGCUGGUGCUGCUGACUGUGGUGGCCGUGGUGGCGGGCGUGGCGUUGGGGCUGGGGCUGUCAGCGGCCAGAGACGCGGUAGCGCUGGACCCCUCGCGGAUGGUGGCCUUCGCCUUCCCCGGUGAGCUGCUGCUGCGCAUGCUGCGGAUGAUCAUCUUGCCGCUGGUGGUGUGCAGUCUGAUCGGCGGCGCCGCCAGUCUGGACCCGAGCGCGCUCGGCCGCCUGGGUGCCUGGGCGCUGCUCUUUUUCCUGGUCACCACACUGAUAGCCUCCGCUCUCGGCGUGAGCUUGGCGCUGGCUCUGCAGCCCGGCGCCGCCCUUGCGGCCGCGAACGCCUCGGCCGGGAUCAACCCCCCUCAGGAAGAAGCUCAGAGCAAGGAGGUGCUGGAUUCCUUCCUGGAUCUUUUGAGAAAUAUCUUCCCCUCCAACCUGGUGUCAGCAGCCUUCCGCUCAUACUCGACCACCUAUCAAAAGAAAAACUUCAAUGUAACUGAGGUGAAGGUCCGUAUGGGGGAUGAGGUGGAGGGUAUGAACAUCCUGGGCCUGGUGGUGUUUGCCAUCGUCUUUGGUGUGUGCCUGCGGAAGCUGGGGCCGGAGGGAGAGCUGCUCAUCUGCUUCUUCAACUCCUUCAACGAUGCCACCAUGUUGCUGGUCUCCUGGAUCAUGUGGUAUGCCCCGGUGGGCGUCUUGUUCCUGGUGGCCAGCAAGAUUGUGGAGAUGGAGGACGUGGGGUUGCUGUUCGCCAGCCUCGGCAAAUACAUCCUGUGCUGUCUGCUGGGCCACGCCAUCCACGGGCUCCUGGUGCUGCCCCUCAUCUACUUCGUCUUCACUCGGAAGAACCCCUACCGCUUCCUGUGGGGCAUCACCGCAGCGCUGGCCACCGCCUUCGGGACCUCCUCCAGCUCUGCCACUUUACCGCUGAUGAUGAAGUACGUGGAGGAGAAUGGCGUCUCUAAGCACAUCAGCCGCUUCAUCCUGCCCAUCGGUGCCACUGUCAACAUGGAUGGUGCCGCACUCUUCCAGUGUGUGGCUGCAGUGUUCAUUGCACAGCUCAACCAGCAACACUUGAAUUUCGUGCAGAUCAUCACCAUCCUGGUCACCGCCACGGCGUCCAGCGUGGGUGCCGCGGGCAUCCCUGCUGGAGGUGUCCUCACUCUGGCCAUCAUCCUCGAGGCGGUCAGCCUGCCGGUUGACAUCUCCUUGAUCCUGGCUGUGGACUGGCUAGUGGACCGGUCCUGUACCGUCCUCAAUGUGGAAGGAGACGCCUUUGGGGCGGCACUUCUCCAACAUUACGUGGAUCGGACAAAGCGUCAGAGCUCAGUGCCCGAGUUGAUCAACGUGAAGAGUGAGUCAUCUGUGGCUCCACUGCCAAUACCCAUCGAGGAGGGGAACCCCCUCCUCAAACCCUAUUCACGACCUGCUGGGGAUGCUAACAACUUUGAGAAGGAAUCAGUCAUGUAAGCCCCAGUAGGUACCUUCCCUGCUCUGAUGGGGCACUUUGGACAAUGGGAUCAUGAGAUGGAUAAACAUGAAGUAGGGCUCUGGAAGCCCUGCCCGUACCCUCCAGGGAGCCAGGGCCCCCAGCCUUCCUCCCUAACCCCGGAUUUGAGAGGACUUGCUGCUGGGAUAUAUGUGUGUGUGGGUGUGAAUGUCUCUCCAGAUCUCCCUUGUCCUCAACUCCUGCCUCCACCCAAGGUUAGGAACCAGCAAGAUGGAGAAGUAGAGUCCUCCACGCCUCAUCCUGGGAGCCUGCCUGGCCUCCCCAUCUCAGGACACAAGGCACAGGGCGCCACAUCCUUUGAUAGGAUGUUCUGACAUGCACUGGCUCCUUUGCUGGUUAUUUUGGUGGCUGUGCUGUGUGUGUGUGUGUGUGUGUGUGUGUGUGUGUGUGUGUGUGUGGGUGCUGUGACUCCAUGGUAUGUCCUACCCUGUCCGAGGAACUUGGGGUAGGGAGCGACUGAGGACAAACACUGCUGUCACUCCAGAGGACACUUUUUAGCAAUAACACUGUCAACUGUAUCUAAUCAAAUGUAUUUAAGAAUUUUACACUGGCCACGCAGAAAUAAACAAAAAACAAACAGGAUAAAUUGGACUUUGUGGAAAUGUCUAUCAACACCGCGAGCAACUACCAUGAGAUGCCACUACGCAUGCCUGCCGGGACGGCAACAAAAAAAAACGGCACGUGCUGACGGGGAUGUGGAGCAGCUGGACAGCCCCUGCAUUUCUGCUGGCGAUGCAGAAUGGUCCAGUCACUUUGGAAAAUGGCUAGGCAGGCUUUUUAUUGUUUAUUUUUAGAGAGAGGAAGA